AUAAAACGGAUCCAGCUGUGUGCGGCUGUGCGCCCUCAGUGCGUCACACUGCUCUGCUGCGCGGCAGACAGAGAGAGAGACAGGCACACAGCAGCGACGAGGAGGAGGAAGAGAAAGGAAAGAUGUCCGGUAUCAUGCUGCUGUCGGUGUCUUUGAGUUUGUGCUUGUUGUGGGCGACCGGCGGCACUGCGCGGAGCGGGGCUCUGAUCCUGCGGGACGCCCUGGAACGGGGCCCGGUCAGUCUGAACGACAUGUUCCGAGAAGUGGAGGAGCUGAUGGAGGAUACCCAGCACAUACUGGAGGAGGCAGUGGAUCAGAUAACUACUGAGAGUGCUAAAUCAUCUUUAGUGUCACCAGAUCUGCUUCUCAACUACCACAACCAGACUAAGAAGAUUAUUAAGAAUGGAGACGGAGCCGUUCAUGUCCUAGAUAGGACAGACAAGGAGACUAAUAACAAAACCGGGGAGACUCAUCUUUCACACAUCCAUAUGGAGAUCUCUGGUCAUUGGAACAGCGUGGACCACGAAUGCAUGGUGGAUGAGGACUGUGGCGACCUGAAAUACUGCCUAUAUGAGAUUGAGAACUCCAAGUGCCUCCCCUGCAUACCAACAGAUAUGCCCUGCACUAAGGAUGAGGAGUGUUGCUCGGAUCAGAUGUGUGUGUGGGGCCAGUGCACAGUCAAUGCCACCAAAGGAACAGAGGGAACUAUCUGUCAGGGUCAGAGCGACUGCAGGCCCGACCUCUGCUGUGCCUUUCAACGAGAGCUGUUAUUUCCAGUGUGUAACCCCAAACCAGGGAAGGGGGAGUCCUGUCUGAGCCACCCCAACCUGUUGAUGGAUAUGCUGGCCUGGGACCAGGAAGGUCCCCGUGACCACUGCCCCUGUGCUGACUACCUCCAAUGCCAGCCUCAUGGACGUGGAUCUGUUUGUGGGGAGUGAUACUGGAGAAUGAAAAGCAUGAGGAAGUUAUAUUAAACCACAAAACCCUGCCCCAGAAGCUAUACUAACAUCCUAACUGAUCCUUCACCAGAGAACAGUCCACCUGCAGGAUGAUAGUUUAUUAAAUCACAGGAUACUGCUUCAGGGCAGGACGUGCACUGUAUUAUUUAUGCCUUACUACCAUCUGUAUUAUAUAUCAUGAAGGAAAUAAAAUACUUGUUUUUGGUUUUGACUGAGAACCAACAAAA
Messenger RNA from Toxotes jaculatrix (banded archerfish), 1186 nucleotides. It is a transcript of the gene dkk3b, whose product is annotated as dickkopf WNT signaling pathway inhibitor 3b. Gene Ontology annotation, biological process: negative regulation of canonical Wnt signaling pathway; multicellular organism development. The coding region runs from base 123 to 938 and encodes 271 amino acids. The record is from RefSeq and is a predicted model, not a curated record. NCBI's taxonomy places the organism in Eukaryota, Metazoa, Chordata, Actinopteri, Toxotidae. The transcript is spliced from 7 exons. Gene Ontology annotation, molecular function: co-receptor binding; receptor antagonist activity. Gene Ontology annotation, cellular component: extracellular region.